Molecule: messenger RNA, 854 nt
Organism: Conger conger (European conger)
Lineage: Eukaryota; Metazoa; Chordata; Actinopteri; Anguilliformes; Congridae
Gene: mrps16
Product: mitochondrial ribosomal protein S16
Exons: 4
Coding region: 181-585 (134 amino acids)
Biological process (GO): mitochondrial translation
Cellular component (GO): ribosome; mitochondrial small ribosomal subunit
Molecular function (GO): structural constituent of ribosome
Source: RefSeq, a predicted model, not a curated record
CUAUUUCCGGGUUAAGUUGCGACGUUGGUGUCAAACAUGGUUGCGGCGUAGUUCUCAAUGUGACAGAUACAGACUGUUUUGUGUCAUGAUCUGUUUAACAUAAGCUCUUUAAACGAAGGGCAUUUUGAUAUUGUUGUGUCAGUGUUAUCAGUGUGUCAUCGUGAGGUUCGGAAAGGCAACAUGGUUCAUUUAUCUCCUUUUCUUCUGAAACGAUAUCAUGGAGGAUUUGUCGUCAUUAGAAUGACACUGGGCGGCUGCACAAACAGACCGUUUUACCGUAUAGUGGCAGCAUAUAAUAAACGGGCCCGCGACAGCAAGUACAUCGAACAGCUGGGCUCCUUUGACCCUCUCCCAAAUAUCCACAAUGAAAAACUCGUCAGCUUCAAUUACGAGAGGAUCAAGUACUGGAUCGGUUGCGGUGCUCACCCCACUAAGCCCGUGGCCAAGCUACUAGGGCUGGCAGGAUUCUUCCCUCUGCACCCGAUGACCGUGACGCAGGCGGAGCGGAACAGGAAUGCGCUAGCGCUGACGGAGGAAGGUGGCAGUGCGGAGCAGGACCCAGAGACCGAGCAGAUGGAAGCGUAGUGCUGCACCUGAGCCUGCUGAAGGACCUGGCCGCCUGUUCCAGGACCGAGCCUUCUCACACUUUCACGCCGCUGCUGAGAAACUUCGCGUGGUUGCUUUGUGCGCUCCUGGGACAUUGGCACAUGUAAUUCAUAUGAUAACCGGAAUUUCUUAGCCUUUAUUUUUGGUUUUCUGCACAGAUGGCACACAAUCCAUUUGUUUGAUGUCUUUUUUUGCAUUUAAUUUACCGAUAUUUUUUGGGUUCAAUAAAGUAUUGUAUGUGAAAUAAA